Cornus florida is the source of this 837-nucleotide messenger RNA. RefSeq lists its product as uncharacterized. The record is from RefSeq and is a predicted model, not a curated record. Bases 1 to 837 code for a protein of 278 amino acids. The transcript has a single exon. NCBI's taxonomy places the organism in Eukaryota, Viridiplantae, Streptophyta, Magnoliopsida, Cornales, Cornaceae.
AUGAUUAUGCAACACUUAGCCACCCCUAACGAGGUGGAGAACAGUGAAAUACCCAACAAUGACUUUUGUAGGAUUGACAACGACGUUGAGGAUGCUAUGAAUGCACGAAAAAGCAAAGAUGGUGAAGAUAAAAGAUUGGAUAAAAAGAGACCAGCACCUAGCACUAGGGAGGAAAAGGAUUCGAAGUGCAAAAAAUUCUCAGGGAGCCAAGCUGACAGAUCGUCUCGUCGUCUGGUAAGCCCAGGCAGGUAUAAUAACUACACCCCUCUAAACACAUCUGUAGAGCAGGUAUUUCUACAUUUUCAAGAUGACUCAUCAUUGAAAUGGCCGCCAAAGUUAAAAGCUGAUCCAAUAAAGAGGUCUCAAGAUAAAUACUGUAGGUUCCACCGCGACCAUGGACAUAAUACAGAAGAUUGUUUCGACCUCAAAAACCAGAUCGAGAACCUUGUUCGCAAGGGUCAUUUAUGCAGAUUCACGACUGGGAUAGGAAGAAGAGGCUCCAACCCAGCCCGAGAGGGCCUAGAUGAUCGCCUUCCUCAACACCAACCAAUAGGUAAGAUCAGAGUUAUAUCGGGUGGCUUCGCUGGUGGUGGCGAGACGAGUUCAGCUCGGAGGGCUCAUGCCAGGAGAAUUCGAAGUUUUUCAGAGGUGAAUAAAGUUGGAGUGACAAUUCCUCCAACAAAAUUACUGCGAGUUGAUAAGCCAAACAUAACCUUUUCUGAAGAAGAUGACAAGCGAAUUCACCAGCCCCAUGAUGAUCCUUUGGUAUUUUCCAUGGUCGUCACUAAUUUCACUGUUCGACUCAUUGGGGUGUUCGACAAAUUGAAAAUCAGCUGA